AUUCAUUUGAGAGAGAGAGAGAGAGAGAGAGAGACGCAAAUCAAAAUUUCCUUAAUAUUGAUUCCCAAUCAGAAAUGGGUUGCUGCAGUAGCACCGACAAUAACAAGUCACCACCUCCAAAAACUGCACAUUUAUCCAACUCCACAAGAGAGUGUGGCAAUAGCAAAUCCCCUCCGCCACUCCAACAAGAAGAAGAAGAAGUAACGGUCAAAGAAGUCGUCUCCGAAAAAACCCGGUCCGCAAAAACCGGAUCUUUACUAACCGCCGACGGGGAACCGGGCCUUCAAAAUGGCGCUUUCUUCAGCAAACCCGCAGUAGCCAAUCAGAGUGCGGCCUUUUCAAUUCCAACACCUGAAAACAAUGGCGACGAAUUGCGUGGAACCCGGCGGAGAUCCGAACAGUCAACGGGUCAAAAUAGACCCGAAUACGAUCGGGGAAUGGAUAGUGGUGAGAGAUCCGGAAGAAGGUCUAGGUUUCCGGUGAUGUAUUCGGAUUCCUGGUCGUGGGAAAGGGGCCCCGACGGCAGCCAGUCGUCGAGGAAAACGGAUGGACCUUUGGAACGGGUCGGAUCCGGGUUGGGCGAGAGAACCCGGAAAGUGGGUGAAGGGAAAGACAGCGGAGGAGGAAACACGUGGCCACCGACAAGUAAUGAAUUGCUGGAAAAUCCGCUUAUGUCCUUGGAGUGUUUCAUCUUUCUCUAGUGUUUCUAGAUGCUGGUUCGGUUGUAAUUAUUGCAGCCUAUCAGGGUUAUUGUUGUAAUUUCAAGACAUUUUAUAAAGAUUUGUCGUUGUUGUAAAUCUUAUAUAUAAAAGAAAGAAAUGUAAGGCAAACCCUAAGAAACCCUAACGUCAUAUUUCUAUAUUAUC
This is a messenger RNA of Erythranthe guttata (spotted monkey flower), 866 nucleotides long. RefSeq lists its product as uncharacterized. The record is from RefSeq and is a predicted model, not a curated record. NCBI's taxonomy places the organism in Eukaryota, Viridiplantae, Streptophyta, Magnoliopsida, Lamiales, Phrymaceae.